AUGGCCAUCAUAGCAGAAGUUGCGAGGGAGAUGGCCCUAGACAGCGACGUGGACGCUGACACUUCCCACUUGGGCAUGGGAAGCGCCGGAACAGUCUCCACUCCCGAUACGGAGGUCACGCCACCAGAGAGCCCUGUCCAGCAGCACCGGAGCCAUCUCUCGAGUGAGAGACUGUGGGCCAAGAAGAAGCUGUCUCAGCUCACUCAAGAAGAGAAGGUCUCACUCCUCACCGCUGCGGACUUCUGGAGGACGAAAGCCAUCACCUCGAAAGGGAUCCCGGCAGCAAAGACGAGUGAUGGACCAAAUGGUGCCCGUGGAGGGAUCUUCGUCGGCGGCACAAAGGCGGCUCUAUUUCCAUGUGGCGUGUCACUAGCCGCAACAUGGAACCAGGACUUGCUUUACGAGGUCGGCCAGCACCUCGCGGACGAGGUCAAGGCGAGGUCCGCCCAUAUCCUGCUCGCGCCCACUGUUUGCAUGCACCGCCAUCCUCUGGGAGGCAGGAAUUUCGAGUCCUUUUCGGAAGAUCCGCUUCUCACGGGGAAGCUCGCGGCGCAGUACAUCCAGGGCUUGCAACAGAAAGGCGUUGCUGCCACUAUCAAGCACUUUGUCGGAAAUGAACAGGAGACUCACCGAUUGACCAUAAACUCUAUUGUUCAGGAGCGGCCGUUACGAGAGCUAUAUCUCAAGCCAUUCGAAAUUGCCGUGCGGGAGGCAAACCCGUGGGCUAUCAUGUCCUCCUACAACCUCGUAAAUGGUGUUCACGCGGACAUGAAUACGCUCACUCUGAAAGACAUCUUACGCGGCGAGUGGGGAUACGAUGGCACAGUGAUUUCAGACUGGGGCGGCAUAAACUCAACUGAGGAGUCAAUCGUGGCAGGAUGUGACAUUGAAUUCCCCUUUUCCACAAAAUGGAGAUUUGAAAAAGUCCUAGACGCGCUCAAAAAGGGUAAAAUCUCACAGGCGGACAUCGACCAAGCGGCUGAGAACGCGCUGACCCUGGUCCACCGAGUCACGGGUGGUGAAGCAUAUACCGAGGAGCCGGAGAGGCAAGACAACCGGCCGGAGACGCGGGCGCUGAUCAGGGAGGCCGGAACCCAAGGUCUGACGCUGCUCAAGAACGAGGGCGGCAUCCUCCCCAUCAACCCGAAAACUGCGAAGCUGGCUGUGAUCGGCCCCAAUGCCAACCGCGCAAUCGCUGGGGGUGGGGGGAGUGCCAGUCUGAACCCUUACUACAACACACUUCCCCUUGACAGCAUCAAGAACGCCGCAGAGAAGGAGGUGAUCUAUGCCCAGGGCUGCCACAUCAACAAGUGGCUUCCUGUCGCAUCGCCAUAUUGUAAAACGCAGGACGGGAAGCAGGGAGUCACAAUUGAUUGGUUUGCAGGAGACAAGUUCAAGGGGACACCAGUCGUACAGCAGAGAAGGACGAACACGGAUCUCUUCCUAUGGGAUUCGGCGCCGCUCUCACAGGUCGGCCCGGACUGGUCGGCAAUCGCGAGGACGUCCUUGGUACCGACAAUAUCAGGGAGGCACACCAUCAGCUUCAUGAGCGUCGGGCCGGGAAAGCUGUACCUCGACGGAAAGCUCGCUCUGGACCUUUGGGACUGGACGGAGGAGGGGGAGGCCAUGUUCGACGGCUCGGUGGACUAUCUCGUAGAGGUGGACAUGGAGGCCGGCAAGGCCGUGGAGCUCAAGGUGGAGAUGACGAACGAGCUGCGGCCGAUCUCGAAGCAGAAGCAGUUCAACAUGACGCACAAGUACGGGGGCUGCCGCAUCGGCUUCAAGCAGGAGGACAAGGUCGACUACCUCCAGGAGGCCAUCGAGGCGGCGAGACAGGCCGACGUCGCUGUUGUGAUUGUCGGUCUUGAUGCGGAGUGGGAGUCCGAGGGCUACGACAGGCAGACGAUGGACCUGCCGUCGGACGGCAGCCAGGACCGCCUGGUGCAGGCUGUCGUCAAGGCCAACCCGAAAACCGUUGUUGUGAACCAGUCCGGGUCGCCGGUGACGAUGCCGUGGGUUGAUGAGGUGCCUGCGAUCAUCCAGGCGUGGUACCAGGGCCAAGAGGCUGGCAAUGCGCUGGCCGACGUCCUGUUCGGCUUCAAGAACCCCAGUGGGAAGCUCCCGUGCACCUUCCCCAAGGCACUCACAGACACACCAGCGUACCACAACUGGCCCGGCGAGAACCUUGGCGUCGUCUACGGUGAGGGAUUGUACAUCGGGUACCGGCACUACGAGCGCGCCAACAUCGCGCCGCUGUUCCCCUUCGGCCACGGCCUCUCGUACACGACGUUCGAGUACGGGCGGCCCUCGCUGAGCGCAAGGGUGCUCUCCGAGGACGGCCCGGCGCUCGAGCUGCUGGUGGCGGUGAGCAACAUCGGCGAGGCGGACGGGUUCGAGACGGUGCAGGUCUACGUGCGCGACGAGAAGUCGAGGCUGCCGCGGCCCGAGAAGGAGCUCGUCUCGUUCGAGAAGGUCUUCCUCGAGAGGGACCAGACCAGGCACCUCCGGAUCAGGAUCGACAAGUACGCCGUCGGGUACUAUGAUACCUCGCUGCGGGCGUGGAUCGCUGAGGAGGGGAGGUUUGAGGUCCUCAUCGGGGCGUCGUCGGCUGAUAUCAGACGGAAAAUAUCGUUCGAAGUCAAGGAGUCCUUCACCUGGGUCUUUUAG
Messenger RNA from Diaporthe citri, 2667 nucleotides. RefSeq lists its product as uncharacterized. The record is from RefSeq and is a predicted model, not a curated record. Gene Ontology annotation, biological process: glucan catabolic process. Gene Ontology annotation, molecular function: beta-glucosidase activity. Lineage: Eukaryota; Fungi; Ascomycota; Sordariomycetes; Diaporthales; Diaporthaceae. The transcript is spliced from 7 exons. Bases 1 to 2667 code for a protein of 888 amino acids.